Pseudopipra pipra is the source of this 1656-nucleotide messenger RNA. RefSeq names its product cholinergic receptor nicotinic alpha 10 subunit (gene CHRNA10). Lineage: Eukaryota; Metazoa; Chordata; Aves; Passeriformes; Pipridae. The transcript has 5 exons. Gene Ontology annotation, biological process: signal transduction; monoatomic ion transmembrane transport; chemical synaptic transmission. Gene Ontology annotation, molecular function: transmembrane signaling receptor activity; acetylcholine-gated monoatomic cation-selective channel activity. The coding region runs from base 1 to 1386 and encodes 461 amino acids. The record is from RefSeq and is a predicted model, not a curated record. Gene Ontology annotation, cellular component: plasma membrane; synapse; postsynaptic membrane.
AUGGAGCCCGGAGCGCUCGGGCUGCUCUGCCUCUGCCUCUGCCUGGCCGGCGUUCUCCUGGCCCCGGGCUGCCGGGGGGCGCAGGGCAGGUUCGCAUACAAGCUGCUCCACGACCUCUUCGCCAACUACUCGAGCGCCCUGCGCCCCGUGGAGGACACGGACCGGGCGCUCAACGUCACCCUGCAGGUCACCCUUUCCCAGAUCAUCGACAUGGACGAGAGGAACCAGGUCCUCACCUCGUACCUGUGGGUGCGCCAGGCCUGGCUGGACGCUUACCUGACCUGGAACAAGGACGACUACGGCGGCAUCGACAGCAUCCGCAUCCCCAGCAGCUACGUCUGGCGGCCAGACAUCAUCCUCUACAACAACGCCGACGAGCACUUCGGGGGCUCCAUGGAGACCAACGUGGUGCUGCGCUCGGACGGGCACAUCAUGUGGGACUCGCCCGCCAUCACCAAGAGCUCCUGCAAGGUGGACGUGUCCUACUUCCCCUUCGACGGGCAGCGCUGCCGCCUCACCUUCGGCUCCUGGACCUACAACGGGAACCAGAUCGACCUCCGCAACCGCCUGGACACGGGGGACCUGACGGACUUCGUGGAGAACGUGGAGUGGGAGGUGCUGGGCAUGCCGGCCACGCGGAACGUCAUCACCUACGGCUGCUGCUCCGAGCCCUACCCCGACGUCACCUACACGCUGCUCCUGCGCCGCCGCGCCUCCUUCUACAUCUUCAACCUGCUCCUGCCCUGCAUCAUGGUCUCCUUCCUGGCGCCCCUCGGCUUCUACCUGCCCGCCGACUCGGGGGAGAAGGUGUCGCUGGGGGUGACGGUGCUGCUGGCCCUCACCGUGUUCCAGCUGCUGGUGGCGGAGAGCAUGCCGCCCGCGGAGAGCGUCCCGCUCAUCGGGAAGUACUACAUCGCCACCAUGACCAUGAUCACGGCCUCCACCGCACUGACCAUCUUCAUCAUGAACGUCCACCACUGCGGGCCGGGGGCCCGGCCCGUGCCCCCCUGGGCACGGCGGCUCAUCCUGCACCACAUGGCCCGGCUCUGCUGCGUCUACGAGGUGGGCGAGAGCUGCAAGAGCCCCCAGCGGGCGCCGGGCGGGCGGGGGAGCAGGGGGGAUGCUGGGGGGCCGUGGGAGAGCCCCGGGGAGGGGGGGGUGGGCGCCGACGCAGGGGGCUGCCCCCGGGACCACUGCCCGUGCCACCACGAUGCCCUGCUGAGGAACGUCGGGUACAUCGCCGGCUGCUUCCGGCGCCACCGCGCCAACCAGCGCCGCACCGGGGACUGGAAGAAGGUGGCCAAGGUGAUGGAUCGUUUCUUCAUGUGGAUCUUCUUCCUCAUGGUUUUCCUCAUGAGCGUGCUGGUCCUGGGCAAUGCUGCCUGACGGCCCUGCGGACCCACCACCCCGAGGCACCCCCUGCCCACGACCCACCCAGGGGCUGCGGGUGCCCAUGAGGGCAGCGCAUCCCAAAGUGCCCCCGGACACCCCCGGAGCCACGGGGUGGGAACUGCACCAUUGCUGGGGGAGAGGAGCCCGACAGCAGGACCCCUGCCUGUCUGCAGGGCUGAGAGGUCUCGGCUGGCUCUGCCAGGGUGGGCACCCACGGCCCCCCUUCACAUCCCACCAUCAAAUGGAAAUAAACUGUGGAGUGUG